AUGUCUCGAUACGCUGCAGCACAUGCCAACCCCCAGGGCCCUGGGGACUCACGUCCAACUGCUCUGCAGAUCGUCCAAGAUAAUGACAUGCAAGGCAAGCUCGCAGGCAAAGUGGCUGUCAUCACUGGCGUCUCAUCUGGCCUUGGUGUCGAGACUACCCGUGCUCUGGCCGCAACUGGAGCAUCACUCUAUCUGACGGCCAGGGAUCUGGUUAAAGCAAAGGAUGCUUUGGGUGACAUCUUUGACCCGUCUCUGAUGGAGCUUGUUCAUAUGGACCAGUCUUCUCUUGAGAGUGUUCGAAAUGCUGCGAAAACAAUCCUGGCAAAGACAAACCGGGUUAACAUCCUCAUCAACAAUGCCGGGAUAAUGGCCGUGCCGGACCUCCAGCUUACCAACGAUGGUUAUGAAUCCCAGUUUGCGACAAACCACCUGUCUCACUUCCUCUUGUUUAACCUUUUGGGACCUGCCCUUCUGGCUGCCACCAAUCCCGAGUUUCAGUCCCGAGUUGUCAUCGUAUCCUCCUCGGGCCAUCGUGUCCACGGCAUCAACUCCUCAGAAAAUUACCAAUUUCAAAAAGGAGGGUACCACCCAUGGGUUGCAUAUGGGCAGUCCAAGACGGCUAAUAUCUACACGGCCAACGAGAUUGAGCGUCGUUACGGAUCUCGUGGGCUGCAUGCAACAAGCCUUCACCCAGGAAUCAUCGCCACAGGUCUGGGGAAGUAUCUUCCUCCAGCUCAUAUCGAGGCUAUGCUACAAGACGAAGCUCUGCUCAAAGUUCUGAAGAGCCCGGAACAAGGAGCUGCAACUACCGUAUGGGCAGCAGUUGGCUCGGAAUUGGAAGGCAAAGGUGGAAAAUAUCUUCUGGACUGCACCGAGGCUGAGCGUGGCGAGAAGGAUGAUGGUAGAGAUAAUGAGACGUAUGUGAGCCACACAUAUAACCCGGAGGAUGAGGCGAGGCUCUGGAAGGAUUCAUUGGAGAUGGUGGGUUUGUCUGGUGAAUGA
Molecule: messenger RNA, 1002 nt
Organism: Aspergillus wentii DTO 134E9
Lineage: Eukaryota; Fungi; Ascomycota; Eurotiomycetes; Eurotiales; Aspergillaceae
Product: putative short-chain dehydrogenase/reductase
Exons: 1
Coding region: 1-1002 (333 amino acids)
Source: RefSeq, a predicted model, not a curated record